Betta splendens (Siamese fighting fish) is the source of this 1184-nucleotide messenger RNA. RefSeq names its product C-type lectin domain family 4 member E-like. Lineage: Eukaryota; Metazoa; Chordata; Actinopteri; Anabantiformes; Osphronemidae. The record is from RefSeq and is a predicted model, not a curated record. The transcript has 6 exons. Bases 177 to 863 code for a protein of 228 amino acids.
AUACACGGACCGCACAAGGACCCUCCCUGUUUUAGCAACAAAUCAUUUCAGUCACGUGAAAAAGGGAAGCGAAGGGAAAACAAGCUCAUUGUUGCGUGUGUCAGGAAGGACUGCACAUCAGUCUGUGGCAUCACUAGUUCUUUUACUGCAAAUCCUCCGGUGAUCACAGCAAGAAAAUGCCUGAAGCCAGUGUCGCUUUUACAGAAUUGGAAAACAGCCAAGUUUACCACCCACAGGCGUCAGGUUGGAGGUCAAAGGUCACAGAGAGACGGUGGCUGCUGCUGCUCUGUGGUCUCCUGGCGGCUGGUGUCAUUGGUCUUUGUGUCCUCACUUUCGAUAAUAUUAAAACAAAGAACAAUCUUCAAACUCUGAAGGAUGAACGUGAUUCAUUGUGGACAAUUCUCACAGCUGAAUCAUGUACAAAGUGUGAACCAGGCUGGGAUCUAAAUGGAGGAAGCUGUUAUUAUUUCUCUUCCGAUAAACUGACCUGGGACCAGAGCAGAAGUGUCUGUAAAAUUCAAGGAGCAGAUCUGGUCCAGAUAAACAGUGUAGAGGAGCAGUGGUUCCUGGACAACAAAGUGGGAGGAAAAAUGAAAUAUAUUUUCGACUGGUUCUGGAUCGGACUGACAGACUCAAGGGAAGCAGGCAAAUGGCUGUGGGUGGACGACUCACCUCUGAAGUCAAGUUUGUCUUUUUGGUACAAAAAUGAACCCAACAACUUGACCAACGAUAAUCCUGCUGGAGAGCACUGUGCUAGUAUGGGAGCACAAGGAGGAGCUACAGACCUGAAGUCUUGGUUUGACAGAUCCUGUAAUGUACCUCAAAGAAGAAUCUGUGAGAAAGCAGCUAAAACUGGACGAUAAACGACUUUAAUGUGUCUGAAUCCUGUUUGUUUCAAACUCAUAAUGAGGAGCAGCGUUACAAAUAUAAUAAGAACUUACUGAUACUUUUGUCCACACAGGUUAUAAGAAUAACUGAAUAACUCUUUUUACCAACAACCAACCCUCGUGUCUGUGAACACAUUUUUUGGUUUUAAAAUGUAUGUAAAUAUCAAAGUAAAUAGUUCUAAGUGUUUGUGACCUGGAGAAUUCAAAUGUGUUUUUGUAAUUGAACCAUAACAAGAUCAUUUAAAUCUACUUUGCUUUGAAUAAAAUUAUUCAGUGUAAAUGAUGAUGUAUAACAUG